Molecule: messenger RNA, 714 nt
Organism: Diatraea saccharalis (sugarcane borer)
Lineage: Eukaryota; Metazoa; Arthropoda; Insecta; Lepidoptera; Crambidae
Source: the annotation of a GenBank genome assembly
UGACAUCCCUAAUGUCAAAAUCAAAUGGGCAUAUUGGGCAUAUCAUGACAAUCGGCCAAACUAAAAUCAUGUAUAAUUGAAUUACAUAGCGGCUAUUUUAAUGAAUAUCAGCGAUUGAAAGAUUGUUAUUAAAAUGUUCCUUACAAAUAUAUUAUUGAAAAAAGCAAAGAGCAAACAUGUAAUGGUGCUGAUGGAGAGUGUCGUGAGUGGUCAUAAGUUUAAUGCCAUUAGAGAAAGACUUGCAGACAAAUUAGAAAUUUUAAGAUUUGAUCCCUACAUCCAAGAUGAGAGUCUGUACAAAGAAAGAAAGAAGAUAAGGAGUCUUAAAUCCAGUAAAUAAUAUUUAGGUAUUUUUAAUAGUAGAAAUAAAACACUUAGAUAUAUUUCAAAUGUUAUGAUUUAAUUAUUGUACUUUAAUCAAUAAACAAAUCUUUGGAUACACAUUUUUCAUUAUGUUACAUAGGUAACUAUUAAACCAUGAAAUUUGGCUUUAAGUACUCUUUACUAAAUCACACCAAAUUCCAAUGAUUUUUAGAGCAAUGUGUCUAUAUGUCAAUACAAUGAGUUUAGAAUAUAUGCUUUACUUCUUUCAAUAUUCUUACACUAAGCAUGGUAUCACUUUGUCGACAAUAAUACAUAGCAAAUGAUUAAACUAUAAAAUGUUUCUUAUUUUCAAUUCUAAACAUGUGGUUACUGAAGAGAUUCCACUUCCUU